Messenger RNA from Mugil cephalus (flathead mullet), 2336 nucleotides. RefSeq names its product pyrroline-5-carboxylate reductase 3 (gene pycr3). The transcript has 7 exons. The record is from RefSeq and is a predicted model, not a curated record. The coding region runs from base 344 to 1648 and encodes 434 amino acids. Gene Ontology annotation, biological process: L-proline biosynthetic process. Gene Ontology annotation, molecular function: pyrroline-5-carboxylate reductase activity. NCBI's taxonomy places the organism in Eukaryota, Metazoa, Chordata, Actinopteri, Mugiliformes, Mugilidae.
GAAUUAUUUACCGCCACCGUUCGUCGGUGUUUAUUGACAGCGUCGUGUUUUGGUCACUCCGUGAUACUUUAUGGUUGUCCAGUCAACAAGAAACACGUGCGUUGUAUUUCUAAUCUAAUCUGGAUUAUUUUCCUAGCUACCGAUAAACCGGGGGGCAACGGCGGGGCUGGUUUUGCCUAAAUUUGACGUGGUUUGCGUGUUUUUACGCAUUUUAUUGGCACGGUGUGAAUAAACUGCAAGUCUUGAGUCCAAGAGCAUGCUAGCGUCAAAUUAGCAUCCUAAGCGUGAACAGCCUGCCAGCGGGGCUAACGGUGGCUAGCCGCUAAGCUAAAGCUAAGUAACGAUGGACGACCCCGGCAUCAAGAAGCAGAACUGGGACGUGAAGGAGACGGAGCUGUUCCUGGAAAUCCUCAAGGAGCUGGACAUGAAGAAGUGCCUGGACGGGCGGAAAGUGCGCAACAACAAACUGUUCAAGGUGGCGCACAGGCGGAUGGUGGCGGCCGGCUACCACCGCUCCGUGGACCAGCUCAAGUUCCGCUGGAAACUUCUCAAGAGCGCCUACUACAAGGGCAAGAGGGAGACCCCCUCCACGGCGCCCACCAAGAUACAGGGCUGGUGGCGCUACGAGAAGACGAUGGUGGCGAUCAUGGAGUCCAGGCACCCGCUGGUCGGGACCGGAGGAGGGGGGGGGGUCAACUCGGACAGGAACGACGAGGCCACGGAGGACUCGGACGGGGACGCGUCGAUGCUGCCGUGGCCGCAGCCCUGCGCGGACCACACCGCCCAGAACCUGGAUUUAAUUAUCAAAAUGGACCCGGACAUGGACUCUCAGCUGAAGAUGGGCUUCAUCGGUGCAGGAAACAUGGCUUACGGCAUCGCGAAGGGGAUCCUGUCCGGGAAUGUUCUUCCUCUAAAUGUGAAAGUGAGCGCGCCGUCCUCCAGGAACUUCGCCCGAUUUCAGGAGCUGGGCAUCGCCGUGACCCACUCCAACGUGGAGGUGGUCUGCAGCUCGGACAUCAUCUUCGUCGCCGUCAAACCUCACCUGGUUCCUCCGGUCCUCAACGAGAUCUCGCAGCACGUCACCGACAGACACAUCGUCGUGUCGGUGGCGGCCGGAGUCACUCUGGCCACGUUAGAAGAGCUCCUACCAGAGAACGCCGUCGCCAUCCGGCUGAUGCCCAACCUGCCCUGUCUGGUGCAGGAAGGCGCCCUCCUGUUUGCCCGGGGAACCCACGCCAAGCCAGAGGAUGGCGCUCUGCUUCGGUCCCUGUUGCAUCGCUGCGGUUUGGUGGAGGAGGGACCGGAGGCCUGGAUCGACAUCCACACGGGCCUGAGUGGCAGCGGAGUGGCCUUUGUUUAUCUUUUUGCUGAAGCUCUGGCUGAAGGAGCCGUUAAAAUGGGAAUGCCCAGCGCUCUGGCCCACAGCAUCGCGUCCCAGACGGUUCUGGGCGCCGGGAGGUUGCUACGCGACUCCGGGAAGCAUCCGGCUCAGCUCCGCUCCGAGGUCUGCACGCCGGGCGGGACGACCAUCUACGGCCUCCACGCGCUGGAGCAGGGCGGCGUGAGGGCGGCGGCCAUGAGCGCCGUGGAGGCGGCCACGGAAAGAGCCCGGGAGCUCGGGAGAAAGUCAUCGGGCUGCAAAAAGUGACGGCCGCCAAGGUUGCCUUUCUAAGAACUACUCACCAGACUCUUUUAUUCUCGUUUCUGCUCAGUGUCUUCAAGGAACACGGGAGACGAACAAGAAAAAAAUGAUAAUAAUAAAAUAAAAAAGGACUUGUCACUACUUUUUAUUUUUAUUUUCUCAACUCAAAAAAUGACGCAGGAAUCUGAACUAGAUGCUGGGUUAAUUUUAUGACUGAAGAGGAGACGCAAAUGAUUUGACUGUGAGUCUGUGAUCAACAGUUUAGGAGUGAAUGACUGUUUUUACAUGCACAUAAUAAUCCUAUCGAUGUGAAUAAAGGCUGAGCAAAAUCUGAUCGCGCCUAUAGUUGUGGAUGUUCUAAUCCAAAUCAGAUUAAUUAAGGACUAAUUUUGCAGCAUGUAAACAUCUUUCCUGGACUCUCGUCGAUGGGAUUAUGAUGUGCAUACGAUGUGGAGUGGAAGGUAAAUGUGUUGCAGCAUUUAAUUGUUAUUAAAUCAAGCAUAAAACUUGAAUGUGGGAUCAUUUAAAGAGCGACUGUGGUUGUGCAGCUGCACUUCGAUGAUAGUUUCUAGCGUAGUUGUCAUUCGUAGUUGCCGACCGUGUGUAUGUGCUCGUUUAACACCGUGUGUAGAGAAGUAUUUAUGAUGCCAACGUGUGUAGAAUCGGUUUUCAUAAAGUGUCAUGUUGAACUGUC